AUGGCUGGAGACCGCAACAGCGAGCUCACAGACCACGAGCGUCAUAAGGAAGGUGCAAAGGGUGCUCAGUCAACAGCACGCUUCGUGAAUGUAACAGAGUCAAUCGACGAGCGACUGAAGAAAUCGACGAUCGGCCUCGUCACCCUCGAAGACUUCCAGAAAACCAAGGAGGAAAUCGAGGAGGAGAAGCGCCGCGAGGCUGCCAAGACGGCUGCAGAUAAGAUUUCUGCAGCCAAGAAAUCCAAGAAGGACAAGAAGAAGAAGCGCGCGAUGCUCUCCUUUGCGGACGAGGAAGAGGCGGGGAAGGCGGUCGAGGAAGCCCCUUCGCCCAAGCGGAAGAAGCUCCUCAAGAACCCCGAAGUCGACACGUCUUUCCUCCCCGACCGCGAGCGCGAAGCACAGGAACGCACUGAGCGCGAGGAGCUUCGGCAAAAGUGGCUGGCCGAGCAGGAGCGCAUCAAGAACGAGGUCAUCGAGAUCACGUACUCGUACUGGGACGGAAGCGGGCACCGGAAGACUGUCGAGUGCAAAAAGGGCGACGACAUUGCGGCCUUCCUCACAAAGUGCCGCGCGCAGAUACCAGAGCUGCGCGGCAUGAGCGUCGACAACAUGAUGUACAUCAAGGAAGACCUAAUCAUCCCCCAUCACUAUACAUUCUACGACUUCAUCAUCAACAAGGCGCGCGGCAAGUCGGGACCCCUGUUCAGCUUUGACGUGCACGAUGACGUGCGACUCAUCUCGGAUGCAACGAGGGAGAAGGACGAGAGUCACGCAGGCAAAGUCGUCGAACGCUCGUGGUACAACCGCUUCAAGCAUAUCUUCCCGGCCAGCCGCUGGGAGGUAUACGACCCGGACAAAGACUACGGGUCGUACAAGAUCGCAUAG
Messenger RNA from Cutaneotrichosporon cavernicola, 885 nucleotides. RefSeq lists its product as uncharacterized. The record is from RefSeq and is a predicted model, not a curated record. Bases 1 to 885 code for a protein of 294 amino acids. Gene Ontology annotation, biological process: chromatin organization. The transcript is spliced from 5 exons. Gene Ontology annotation, cellular component: nucleus. NCBI's taxonomy places the organism in Eukaryota, Fungi, Basidiomycota, Tremellomycetes, Trichosporonales, Trichosporonaceae.